This is a messenger RNA of Geodia barretti, 1249 nucleotides long. Lineage: Eukaryota; Metazoa; Porifera; Demospongiae; Tetractinellida; Geodiidae. The record is from the annotation of a GenBank genome assembly.
AUGGAAGAGAAACAGUCGGAAGAAACGUCGCUCAAAUUCGACGCGGAGGAUAUUGUCGACGUGGGUAGUCGAGUCUCGGAGCAUCAGUCGCCAUCGAGGGAGCUCCCAAGGAGGCUGUCUCUACGAAGAAAGAAUUCUGUAUCUGGAGACAAGCUGGAACCACUGACUGAAACCGGCAACGGCUCCCAGCACUCGAGGGCAAGUUUCAGCAGAUCCGGACCAAUGUCUCUGGUGGUAAAGAUAUUCCAGGUCAUCGACUACUGGCAGGACAUGCACUUUGAGGACUUUGGGGAGGACGCAAGUCUGACACUGAUGCUGGGCAGCUUCCUGAGGGGACUCCUGGCAACCAGUUGCUCUGACUCCAGCGAAGCCCUCAUGGGACAGAAAAUACUCGAAGAACUACUGAAUGUGAACUGGAAGAAACCUGACAGAGAAGAGAAGGCUCUAACUGUCACUCGUCUCAUCAGAAGAACGAACGAGAUGACAUCAUGGGUAUGUACGGAGAUCUUGGUUCGAGAGUCGGCGAGCAGUCGGGCGACCGUGAUUGAGAAUUUCAUCCAGAUUGCCCUCUACUGCUACCGACACAACGACCUCCACUGCUCUCUCAACAUCACCAUUGCUCUAUCGUCCUCCAUCAUUAGAGGACUUCGGAAAACUUGGGAGGAAGUCGAUAAGAAGUUUCGAGACAAACUGAAGAAGCUGCGAGAGCUGUCAGACUACCAAGGUCGCUGCAAGAAGCUGAGAGAGAGACUGGAGCAAACCACAUCUGAACAUCUCCAGAAAACUGGUGAGCUGCCAGCAGCCCUGCCAUACAUUGGAGCCUACCUGGACCAGAUCUACUCACUGGAGAUGUGCACCAAAACAUACAACAAGGACGGCCUAGUCAACUUCACCAAGAUGACAAAGUUGGCAGAUAUGGUGGGACGUGCACUCGUAUACCAGAGAACGAGAUUCAAGUUUGAGCCAAGAUUGGACAUCAUUGCAUACUUGACAUCUGCCAAGAGACUAUCUGAAAACGAACUCUACGAACUGUCGUGCCAAACAGAGCCAACCAACAAAUCAUAAAAAUACUAAUAAUCUAAGUUUGUUCGUCUUUUUAUCAUGAUGUUCCAAAGUCCUGCAUUUUAAGCUUCUUUGUGUGUGUAGCUAUGCACAGAUUUUUAAUAUAAUUAUGAAUUUUAUCAUUUUUUUGUUCCUUCAAUUUUGCUCUUUUUUCAUCUAGAGUCAUGUUGUGUAUAUAUGUUGUGGU